Molecule: messenger RNA, 1248 nt
Organism: Amborella trichopoda
Lineage: Eukaryota; Viridiplantae; Streptophyta; Magnoliopsida; Amborellales; Amborellaceae
Product: protein RKD2
Molecular function (GO): DNA-binding transcription factor activity
Source: RefSeq, a predicted model, not a curated record
GUGGUUUUUUAGAGAGAGAAACAACCGAAGGCUCUCACUUUCUCUAUCUCUCUCUCUCCUGGUUUUUUUCACUCACAUCAAUUCGUUAACAAAUCCCCGCCCUUUUAGACUGGUUUCCAUGGGCAACGGCUACGAUUGAACGGCUAAAUCGUUUCAAAGAUUCAAAUUUUUGGUGGAUGGGUCAUAACAAUGGACUACCAGGUGGAUCUCUCACUUUUGAUGAUGUCGCGAGGUUCUUCUCUCUACCCAUUGCUGAGGCCGCCUCUCUUCUCGGUGUCUGUACCAGUGUUUUAAAGAAGAUAUGCCGUGAAAAUGGUGUCCUGAGAUGGCCCUACCGCAAGUUUCAGGCAGGGAAAACUGUGGAAGAAAUAAAAAGGGAUGCAGCUAGGGAAAGAAGUAAGGGGUUUCUAGACUUGUCAAAGUCUGAAAGGCUGCAGGAUGAUGUUUCAGUGGAUAGUGGAAAAAAUUUGGCUCUUGAUGGGUCAUCAAGCUCACUUAUUUCUCCAGUUCUGGGUAGCCAACCAUACAAUGGAGACAUUAUUUCCACACAGGAUAUACCAAAAUUGCAGCAAGAAAUUCCUCAAGUGGUUCAGAUUUCACCACAACCAGGGAACAAGAUUUUACAGAACGCGAAGCAUCAUAAGAGUGUCCUUACUUAUUUGGAUGAAUUCAAAUAUGGGUUUCCAUCUGAUGGCCUAUCUUGCAUCUCUAAUAAAUGGUGGGUACCUGACAAUCCAGAUGGUAUUGACGGACCUGAAAACUCAGUUGUCAAAUAUGCAUUAUCCACCCAAAACUCAGCUAAUGGCUUAGUUGUGUGUUCUGAGGAAGCACAAAAUUCUGGCCCAACAAUAUGUUUGGCAAAGACCAAGAGAAGACAAGACUUAUCUGAUGAAGAACUUGGAGGGGCAGUCUUAUUAUCAUCGAUUAGAGAGAGAAAUACAGAAUAUGGGAGGGAAGCACUGAAGUUGGGUUUUUCUAGGGGCUAUGAUGGAUCCAAGUUAGGGGGUAGAGAGAGAGUCGUGCUUCUUAAGGCGUUUGGGUCUUCCUUGCCAAGUCAGUGGAGAUACAGCUUCCCUUGAGAGGAAUUACAUGCUUCUAACUCAACUUUGAGUUUAACGAAAUCCAAGAGAAGAACAAACUGUUCUGAUGAGGAUAUUAGAGGGACAUUCUUAUGAUCAUUGAUGUGUGUGUGUGUGUGUGUGUGUGUGUGUGUGAGAGAGAGAGAGAGAGAGAGAGAGAGAGAGAGAG